AUGGCCAUGAAUAAUUACAAUUGGCCCACUGAGCAUGAGAAUAAGAAGGUGGCAGGAGUCUUAGAGGUCGAUCAUAUUUCUUUAUUGACAGCUCAAAUGGCAUCUCUAACAAAGCAAUUGCAGCAGAAUGGCCUCACCACCCAAGCAAUUCAAGCACAGGCUAUUGGUAACUUUCCAGGACCUUCCAACUACCCUUACUCAAAUACAUAUACUCUUGCUUGGAAGAAUCAUCCCAACUUGUCUUGGAAAAAUAACCAAGGAUUACAACCACAGUAUCCACAACAUCCACCUCAACACCCACAUCACCAACCGACCUAUGGACUUCACCCUAGGCCAUACUAUGAUCCAAACCCACGCCCAUCUCAUCUACCACCACAUCCUCCAAUGAACCCACCAACAGCUCAACCUGACCAGUUAAAUCAAUUCAUGACAGAGACAAGGUCCUCAAUCAGGAAUUUGGAGACACAAAUGGGUCAGUUGGCUAAGUUACUUUCUAGUAGACCGCAAGGGAAUUUGCCUAGUUCCACAAAGGAUCAACAGGCAACUACACCAGAGCAGAAGAGGGUCACUGACGAUCUUCAGAAAAAAGGUAAUCAAAAAGCUGAGAUUGUGGAACCUACUCCUAAAUUAUUGUAUCCUCAGAGGUUUAGGAAAGUGAAUCUCAAUAAGCAGUUCUCCAAGUUUCUUAUGGUGUUUAAGAAACUUCACAUCAAUAUACCAUUCGUUGAGACUUUGGAGCAAAUGCCCAGCUAUGUGAAGUUUAUGAAUGAUAUAUUAUCCAAGAAAAGGAGAAUUGAGGAUUUUGAGACAAUGGCUUUGAUAGAGGAGUGCAGUGCCAUCUUACAGAGGAAGCUCCCUCAGAAAUUAAGGGAUCCAAGCAGUUUUACUAUCCCGUGUACAAUCAAAAAAUUUCAGUAUGAGAGAGCUCUUUGUGAUUUGAGCGCCAGUAUCAAUUUAAUGCCACUGACAGUUUAUCAGAGAUUGGGGUUAGGAGAAGCGUGCCCCACUACAAUGACACUACAUUUAGCAGAGAGGUCUAUCAGGCAUCCUCGUGGGAUUCUAGAGGACAUCCUAGGGCAGGCUUUGAUUGAUGUUCGGAAGGUUGAGUUAAGGCUCAGAGUACAAGGUGAUGAGGUAGUUUUUAAUGUCUUUAAAUCCUUAACUGAUCCUCGUGCUAGUGACAGUUGUUUCAGUGUCAGUGUAUUGGAUGAACAAGGUGAAAGGUCAAGUCUAUUGAGGACCCACUUGAGUUGA
Humulus lupulus (European hop) is the source of this 1254-nucleotide messenger RNA. RefSeq lists its product as uncharacterized. The transcript has 4 exons. Bases 1 to 1254 code for a protein of 417 amino acids. NCBI's taxonomy places the organism in Eukaryota, Viridiplantae, Streptophyta, Magnoliopsida, Rosales, Cannabaceae. The record is from RefSeq and is a predicted model, not a curated record.